Molecule: messenger RNA, 3390 nt
Organism: Lytechinus variegatus (green sea urchin)
Lineage: Eukaryota; Metazoa; Echinodermata; Echinoidea; Temnopleuroida; Toxopneustidae
Exons: 14
Coding region: 164-1933 (589 amino acids)
Source: RefSeq, a predicted model, not a curated record
GAGCAUGUUCUAAACUGUUCUGCAUGCAAUUAAAUCAGACUUGGCGUGCGCUUCUGUGGGUAACAGCGUGUGGGAUACGGGCGACCUGUGGGUAGCAAAAAUAGUCACACACAAGAUACGGCUUGCUUGAAACAAUCUGCACUUGCCUUGUUUAGUAAGGAGUAUGACUAGUAGUAUGGCAGCUACAACAAAGCCCCUUGUCGGCCAGCGUCGCAUGCAGCCAUCCACCUUUGCCCUUGAUGGACGCCCAACCUCCAGUGAAUCAUUUGGUACAAUUCGGAGGAAGUUUCUCACAGCUCCUGUCCCAGAGCCGCCAUCUGAUGCUGAUGAUCAAGAUGAAUUCUACAGACCUCCAAAGGUCAGUAGUGCAAAGGGAAAGAAGAAGAAGAAAAAGGCCAAGAAAGAAUCGUUUGAUCUGGACAUUGACGAGAGGGAGAAAGAGAGACUUAAAGAAUUAAAGGAGUGGUUGGAUACAGACGCUGAUAAAAGUGGGAUACACCAUGAGUUGAAGAUAGCCAUGUUGAAACACAUGAGGGUUUUGGAUGAUCUCGAGAAGCUUAAAGCUCAUUACUAUCUUGAGUACAUGGAUGCACUGACAGACAAGGUGGAGGAGCAGCGAAAAGAUAUUCAGAGGAAGAGUGAGCUCAACAGAAAACGAAGGCUGAAGAAAGAGAAAAAGGAGCGAGAAGCAGCCCAGAAGGCUAAAGUCCAGAUGCACCAUCCUGAGGUCUCCACUGACAAUACCUUUCUAAGAGGCUUAUCAAAAACUAAGUUCCAUAAUAUUGUUAUCUUGCAAGACCAUCUUGCGAGGGAGGGGCGCCUGAGGACAGACGAGCAUGUGAGGGCCUACUGGGAGCACAUGAGCAAACGGGAGAACUACCGGAAGAUCUUUGGCGAGGAAGGAACGGAACACCAGGAUGGUGUGGGGACCAGUAUUGGGACCAAACCUACAAAGACAGAAGUGGAGAUGGUGGUGCCUGGUAGUGAUGCCCUCAGCCAAGGCUCAGGAUCAGACUCCAUCCCUGAGAGCGUUUCCAUGGCCUCGCUGCGUCAGCUGGAUCCCCACCAUCCGGCCUACCUGGACCAGAUCCAGGAGGUCAAGGAGCCCUCCAGGCCUAACUCCAUGGGAGGACCUUACCUCCAGUCCUGGAUCCAACAGCCCAAGACCAAGAAGAAAGCUGUACAAGCAGUAAUGACUAAGAAGCCUGUUCAUCCGAAGGUCCUGGAAAUGGAACAAAAAUGUCCUAGGGUUGAAUUCCCUAAAUUAGCAGCUUUCACCCUCGACCUCGAGCCUCCGAAGGAAGACCCUGAAGUGGAGCUGAUGCGGGAGGAAUUCCGGACGAGGGCUCGCCUACGGAACGCUGAAAUCAGUCGACUUCGCAAGAUGUACCAGUCUUCCCUCACAAACAAUGCAGCUACACAGAGAAUAUUUGAUAUGAAAGAUGAAUUCAGCAGAGUAUUGAAUGGACCGUCCCUCGGUGAUGUGCUGUAUGCCCAGGACCCAUCUGAGCAGCUAACCCAUAUCGCAAGGCGGAUGGCUGAUGAGGGAGCUGAGGACGAAGAGGAAAGAGUGGAAAGACUAGCCCUGCUUCCUCCCAGCUCCUCAUCUCCCAGUCAAGGACCAAGCCGGAGCCGGAGCAACCCUGGACAACCCAGCCCCGGCUUCGCUAUUGAGAGAAUAUCUGAGGAAGGAGAUUUAGAAGAAGAAGAGGAUGGGAAAUUCAUCAUCUAUUCCAGCAGGUCAUCAAGCAGACGAAGUUCCUUGACGUCUACGGAAUCAGAGAGAAGGAGGAACAUGCCUGUCACUCCAGAACCACCCCAGCCGCUCCCUCUGACGUUGGGUGCAGUCAUGGACCACACCGACACCAAGGUUGUCAAGUGCCCAAGCACAUUGUGGAUCAAUUACGGCAAGUUUCUCCCUCCAGUAAAAUGAUAAUUGGAAGGAUCCAGAAGGCCAGAGGAGAAAGAGUUACGAUCGUUACGGUCGUUACACUUGCUGACACUAUACACUGUUGAAAGAUGCUCAUAUUGCAUGUGUCUUUCUUCUUUAAAGUGACGGUCAAAUGUCCAAGUACAACAUGGAUCACUUGUUUCAAGUUUCUUCGCAUAGUUAAAUGGUGUUUUGAAGGAUCCAAAGAGAGAGAGAGUAACUUGAGGGCAUUUCAUCAACAUUUUUUUUAUCUGAAAGGUUGUCAGAUCUGACACUUUCUUUGAUUAUGAUUGGCUGAGAAGCAAUGUUACUAAGUUAACUAUCUGAUAAAACAGUCUUGUCGGCUGAAAUGUCUGAGAAAUCCUUUCAUGAAACGUUCCCUGAGAUCAUGCUUUUUAAUAUAAUUUCUGGCCUCAUACUGUGCCAGAAGGCUUUGAAAAUGGCCAGUAGAAACCAAACAGCCUGCCCCCUCCAGCUUGUUCAUCAUUUCAGAUGCUUAACAUUUUAGUCAUGGUUAUAUAAUACUUUCUGGUUAAACACACACCAUUGGCAAAUUUUGUAUUUGAUCAUCAGGCUAUUGAUCCUUAAAACUGGGAAAUGCGAGUCUUGAUUAUCUUUAAUCACAUUAACUUAGGUCUCAUUAAGGUUAUUAGAAAUUGAUAAUAUUGUUCAUACUCAAAAAUAAAAAAAGAAACAUACAUAUUUGGGGUUCACAGUUGAGUAUUUUAUUUACCAGCAUUUUGCAGAAUAUUGUAUACUUUUACAUACCAAGAGUGAACAGUGUAAAAAUUCAUUGAAAAAAAUCGCAAUGUAUCAUGUUUCCAAGUAUAUAAAACUAAUUGACUUUCUUAAUGUUAUCAUAAACAAUGAUUCAUUUGUAUUGGUGUUUUGAUAACUAUUUUCAAAAAUAGAUUAUGGAUAAAUUUUGUAAUUAAUGACAAUCAAAGUAAAGUUUUUCCCUGUUAAACAAAGAAACAAAUAAUGAUAUAUAGGAGGAAAAGAUUAAUUUUAUCUAAAGAAAAUUUAAGAAAUGUAAAAUGUUCAACAUCAUUGGAUCUUCAAUUGCAUAUCAGUCUUGUUGUGAGUGCUACUAUUUUAUAUGAUUUUCAAAAUGCCAUAAUCUCUUUUUUUAGAAUCAUGAUUCUGAUGAAAUUUCAUUAUUUAAGUCAUCUUUUUCGGGCCGACUUGGCGUUCAUUUUUUAUCUUUUUAGUAUAUAACUAGAUUUUAACACCUUGAAAUGAAAAUCUAUAUUAUGUUCAGUGCAAUGUUAAAAAAAGUGAUUAUGCUCACAUCUGUCUUACAAUGAACAUUUACUCACAUAACAAUAAAGAUCUCCAUUAUUGCGUUUGGGUCCAUGUAAAUUAAAUGCAUGUAAAUUAAAUGCAUGUCAACUCUCCCUGUGUGACAUAAGUUUGGUCAUCAUAUUUUAAAAAUAUAUCAUAAUUGUUAUCAACCAAAU